This is a messenger RNA of Liolophura sinensis, 705 nucleotides long. Its product is annotated as protein obstructor-E-like. The record is from RefSeq and is a predicted model, not a curated record. Gene Ontology annotation, cellular component: extracellular region. Gene Ontology annotation, molecular function: chitin binding. The transcript has 4 exons. NCBI's taxonomy places the organism in Eukaryota, Metazoa, Mollusca, Polyplacophora, Chitonida, Chitonidae. The coding region runs from base 111 to 677 and encodes 188 amino acids.
GAAAGAUCCAGUGGUCGCAGGUCUAGAGGCGACCCAGUUCCCGGCUGUCAGUGAAACACGACUUCUACAAACAAGCGAAGCAUGAUCUGGAACUCUCCCAGCAUCGCCACAUGAAAACGAAAGUGAAACUACAAAUGAACAUGUCUGUGGUUAAACUGUGCUUCACUGUGCUCGUUGUUGCCUCUGUGGUGACGAUGCCCGGAACUGGAAAGCCAGCUUACCAAUGGGUGGAGGGGAAAUGGGAGCUAAUGCUUGAUCCAGGUCCUCGUUUGGACCCUCUGUGUGAGAAAAACCCUAACGGGACAGUGGCAGACCCGGAUAAUUGCUCUUACUAUUACAUGUGCUUCAAGGGGAAGAGACGCGCCAGGUUUGCCUGUCCCUGGAGCCUAGCUUUCAAUCCGGAAACAGAAAAAUGUGAUUACCCAGGGGCCUUGGGAGAAGGGUAUGACUGCAGAGGGGUGACACCUCAUCCAUACUGUCGAAGUUUUGGCGCGAACGUCAUCGUUGGACAUCCUGGUCGGUGUGACGUGUACUUCACGUGUCACCUAGGUCACCUGUUCUCGCGUGUCCAGUGUGGCCCGGGGUUGCUAUUCAACGACUACACCCUUUUCUGCGACAGUGCGUCUCAGGUUGACUGUGGCACGAGACCCAGACCAGAACAGCUUGAGCUGCCUUGAACCACAAGUAUGAAGCUUUUCGUUCAUU